AUCAUUAUGUGUCAUAUCGUGCCAAGCUCUGUGAGCUUUUGCUUCAAAUUGCCUCAGCCACUUCCAGGUGAACGACAAGCUCAAGACUUCGUUCUUCAGCAGGCAGAAGAUGACCGACUGUGAGUUUGGAUAUAUUCACAUGCUGGCCCAGGACUACCUGAAGUACGUCCUGCAGAUACCACAACCUGGAUCUGGUCCAAGCAAAACAUCCAGAGUGUUACAAGACAUUGCUUUCUCAGUUCAAAAUGAAGUAGAGAAGAAUUUGAAACCAUGCUUGGACAAUUUUCAUGUUGUGUCCAUAGAUGCUGCCAGAACAAUAUUCAAUCAAGUGAUGGAAAAGCAAUUUGAAGAUGGCAUCAUUAACUGGGGAAGAAUUAUGACCAUAUUUGCAUUUGAAGGUAUUCUCAUCAAGAAACUUCUACCAGAGCGAAUUGCCCCAGAUGUGGAUACUUACAAGGAGAUUUCUUACUUUGUUGCUGAGUUCAUAACGAAAAACACAGGAGAAUGGAUAAGGCAAAAUGGAGGCUGGGAAAAUGGCUUUGUAAAGAAGUUUGAACCCAAAUCUGGCUGGCUGACUUUUCUGGAAGUUACUGGAAAGAUGUGUGAAAUACUUUUCCUGAAGCAAUACUAUUGACCAAAAAGACACUCUAUAUUGUGAAACCUGCCUAAUUUUCUUGACUCUUACAAGAAGUACUGCCAACACUUACUUCUAAACAAACAGUUUGAUGAUGUAAUGACAUUCCAGAGUUACCGAA
Messenger RNA from Equus quagga, 755 nucleotides. RefSeq names its product BCL2 related protein A1 (gene BCL2A1). Gene Ontology annotation, biological process: extrinsic apoptotic signaling pathway in absence of ligand; release of cytochrome c from mitochondria; mitochondrial fusion. The record is from RefSeq and is a predicted model, not a curated record. Gene Ontology annotation, cellular component: mitochondrial outer membrane. The coding region runs from base 110 to 634 and encodes 174 amino acids. The transcript is spliced from 2 exons. Lineage: Eukaryota; Metazoa; Chordata; Mammalia; Perissodactyla; Equidae. Gene Ontology annotation, molecular function: channel activity; protein heterodimerization activity; protein homodimerization activity.